Messenger RNA from Megalopta genalis, 1705 nucleotides. RefSeq names its product odd skipped (gene odd). Gene Ontology annotation, cellular component: nucleus. Gene Ontology annotation, biological process: regulation of transcription by RNA polymerase II; embryo development. NCBI's taxonomy places the organism in Eukaryota, Metazoa, Arthropoda, Insecta, Hymenoptera, Halictidae. The record is from RefSeq and is a predicted model, not a curated record. Gene Ontology annotation, molecular function: DNA-binding transcription factor activity, RNA polymerase II-specific; RNA polymerase II transcription regulatory region sequence-specific DNA binding.
ACUGCGCCGACUCUCGAGGCAACGUCGUCUUCUUCUUUUUUUUUUCAUUUCAGUGUUCUCGCCGGAGCCUUCGCGCACCACCGUUGUUUGCAUCGCGUCGUAAUCUUUACGUUAGACACAUGAACUUUGUAAACAGUCUGCGAACGAUCCCCGCGGCCGGCACGCUCGCGUCUCAGUGAACCGCGCGCGCGGAUCCGUGUCGUUCUCGUUCCUGCGAGGUGCCCUUGGACCCGGCGAGUGGAGACGACACCCUGCUCGGCGACACCGCGUCCCAGCAUGGAGACGAAGAUGGAGCCGCUGACACCGCCGCACACGCCGCCCACGCUCGACAGAUCGAUGCAACAGCAGCAGCUGCCGAUCACGUCGCCCAGGUGGAUCAGGUCGUCCCAGCAACUGGCCGGAAGGUUCGUGCAACAGCAACCGGCCGGCAACGGCCAGAACGUCGGCUAUCAAGCCGCCUUCAUCGACAAUUGGCUGCGCGGGGCCGCGUUGCUGGCCGUAAGGGGUUGCUGCCCGCAGACCGCCGCCUCGCACCCUUAUCACCACCAUCAAGGCCACCAGGGUCUCCACCCUGCGCUUCCGAUACCAUCCCCGGCCGCCUAUCUAACCAGGAGGCUGCCCGGUCAGAGGCCCAAGAAACAGUUCAUCUGCAAAUUCUGCAACAGACAGUUCACCAAGAGCUACAAUCUCCUUAUACACGAGAGGACGCACACCGACGAACGACCUUAUUCCUGUGACAUCUGCGGAAAGGCGUUCCGGAGGCAGGACCAUCUGCGUGAUCAUCGGUACAUCCACAGUAAAGAGAAGCCGUUCAAAUGCAGCGAGUGCGGGAAAGGAUUCUGUCAGAGCAGAACUCUCGCGGUGCACAAGAUCCUGCACAUGGAGGAGUCGCCGCACAAGUGCCCGGUCUGCGCCAGAAGCUUCAACCAGAGGAGCAACCUGAAGACGCAUCUGCUGACGCACACGGACGUGCCGCAGGAUCUGAGGAUCGAGCCACCGGUUACAACCGAGCCAAGAAUCACCGCUUCCACAACUGUCAAACAGAUGGCGGAGAGGGUGAGCGGGAUGAUCCCGAUCCAGAGGCCUACCACCACUACUCCAAAGCUUGGUUUCAGUAUAGAAGACAUAAUGAGACGUUAAGGACGUUAUCUUCUAUCCGAUAGACUCUAUUCGUUCUAAGUAAUAUCGAAUCUGCCGUGCUGCGUUCGUAUCUCGGCCCCCUAAAUUGUUUGACGUGUUUCGAAAUUGCUUUCUACAAUUUCGUGCGAAAGACGAUGUUCAAACUUAAACGUUAAGAUUUACAGUUUAACCCUUUUUACACACGAAGUAUUUCCUCGGAUCAGCUUCUCGCGCGACACGAAGGCACCUUUACGUUUGCGUUCCCCCCUCUUACUAGCUGCGACAGUAGGAGGGGGAAUGCGAACGCGAUGGAGUCUUCUUGUCGCGCGAGGACUAUACCUGCGAUGUAUCUUUUCAUGGAACGGUACUAAGUAUAGGUUCGCGUAAAAUAUAAAGCGUAAAAUACAAAUGUCUAAGAUUGCUUUAAUAUGGAUCACCGAGAACAGACUUUUUAAUAUUUGAGCGUGUAAUAUUUGUCGGUAGGCUACGAGUGAAACGAAUACCUCGAAUAUCUAUUAUUAACCUUUUAGGCACGACGCGCCACUAUAGUGGCUUCCACGGAUGCCAUCUUUCAGAACGACACGCC